Messenger RNA from Penicillium canescens, 1233 nucleotides. RefSeq lists its product as uncharacterized. The record is from RefSeq and is a predicted model, not a curated record. NCBI's taxonomy places the organism in Eukaryota, Fungi, Ascomycota, Eurotiomycetes, Eurotiales, Aspergillaceae. The transcript has 3 exons. Bases 1 to 1233 code for a protein of 410 amino acids.
AUGGUGGUUUUUGUCGACCUGGACGAUGCCUUCGAGCACGGAUCGACACUGGAGAAGCCCUUCCCCCAGCUGAACCCCAUCGCGUCGGAGCCGGCCGACUUGACCCCAUCACCUAUUUCCUCUUCCGUCCGUGAAGAACCGGAUGAAAGGAACUCCAAUCCCAACCGAAACGGGUUCUCGGCGGCUUUGAGCUGUUAUCCUAUCGUGAAGGCAAUCGCUCGAGCCGUUGAUCUCAACACCCUCUACUCUCUUUCGACAACGUGUCGCCAGUUCCAUGUGAACUUAGCACCAUUCCGCCACCAACUUGUGCGGGAGACCCUCCGGUGCGAGAAUGAAUAUGUCGAAACACUAGCAGAAAUGCUACACAGCGGCGCUGUCCUCCCAAGCAGCGUGAAGUCAGUUCUGCAGCUACUAAGCCGCGGUAACGGCGAGCCAGGACGCAUGACUCGCGGGAAAGUGGCAAAAUGCGCGCGCGACAUGGUGGCGGAAUGUCGACGCUGUGCGAAGGUCGUGUGCAGAAAUUGCACCAUCAAACCCCCUUCCCAAACAACCCUCAAAAACCGCAUUCGCCGCCUCUGCCAUACUUGCGGCACUGCACCCCUCUCGUCCCACCUCUCCACAAACCCGCACAACCCAGCCCCCGACCCAGGCAGUGUCGCUGCAACCGUGUUCGCCCACAGCCCAUGUACGUGCACGGAGUCUGUCUGGCUUUGCACACAAUGCGGGCAGACCCUGCGCAGCAACGACACGACCUACCGACGCGUCUGGGCCUGGCGCACGAGGUAUAGCACAUCCCUCGGCGGCGGGCUAGGCACUGGUAUCGGCGAAGGCUGCCAAGGCGUGAAGUGUGGGCGAGGAGAAGCAUGUCUUGCCGCACAGGGAAUCGAGCUUGAGGUCGAAUGCGAGGCGGAUGAGGGAUCCAGCGAUACUAGCAGCAAUAAUAGUGCAGGACAUAGUCCUGCCAGCCAUCCGUCAUACUAUAAUGAAGCAGCCGUCUCCACUGAUAGCCAUGAUGAUGAAGAGCCGGGGUAUUUCCGGCAGGAGAUUAUUGGCCUUGGUGGGGUUGUCAAACAUAAGGCUAAGAAAAGAGUCAAUGUUGGCGCUUGUGUUGUUGAGUAUGAGGAUGAGAGGGAGACGGGGAACUAUCUUGUUCGUGAAGAGAAUGGGUUGCAUCGUGCUUGGUGUGGAUGGUGUUCUAGGGUGAUUUGUUCGAAGAGUGAGGCUCGCUGUUAA